Messenger RNA from Lutra lutra (Eurasian river otter), 3230 nucleotides. RefSeq names its product Pim-3 proto-oncogene, serine/threonine kinase (gene PIM3). NCBI's taxonomy places the organism in Eukaryota, Metazoa, Chordata, Mammalia, Carnivora, Mustelidae. The coding region runs from base 1319 to 2299 and encodes 326 amino acids. The transcript is spliced from 6 exons. Gene Ontology annotation, cellular component: cytoplasm. Gene Ontology annotation, biological process: protein autophosphorylation; negative regulation of apoptotic process; regulation of mitotic cell cycle. The record is from RefSeq and is a predicted model, not a curated record. Gene Ontology annotation, molecular function: protein serine/threonine kinase activity; ATP binding.
UUCUGUAUGAGCCUGAAGGCUCAAGUGGGCCUCGGUUGUCUCGGGCCUUGACUGCCAUGAUCGAGGUGGAGUCCCUAGGAAAGGCGGGGAGCCGCAGGGCCUGGAGGACAGCCAGGUGGGUGGAGAGCGGGGACCUGUGUUCCAGGUAUGGGGACAGCAGAGCAAAGGUUCCAGGGAGGGGAGGCGUGGCCAGGUAGGGACCUCGGGCUGCGGGCUUGAGGUCAAGCCCCGGUAAGAACGUUGGCCCCGGGGCGAGCAGGGGGCGCCCGGGGCUGGGUCAGCACUUAGCCCACGUAAGGGGCUGCGAGUUCCAGAGCGCGGACGCUGAGCAGGGUCCUCGCGGGGGAGGCACGGCGUCCCCCUGCGCUGGGCCGGCUGCGUGCGAGGGGGCACGGACCUCCGGAGAGCCACUCGCACGGCCCGAGGCACACGGGGGUCGUCUCCUGGACUCCCGCCCCGGCUCGGGACCCCGCGCUCACGACAGUUCUCGCCGUGCAGCCGCCCGCUCCGAGCGCGGGGGAGGCGGGCUCGCGUUCCGCCGCUGACCUUCCCCGGCACGGCCUCGGGCGGGACUGGUGAGUCCCCGCCCCGCCCGCGCGCCGCCAUUGGCUGAGGCCUCGGAAGCCCUUGGAAACCCCGACUACCAUUGGCUCCCGCGGCCCCGCCCCACACGCCUCGGCCACCGCCCGCGCAGGAGCUGCGCGUGCGCGGUGUGCGUGCGUGCGUGUGUGCGCGCGUGUCUCUGUGUGCGUGUCCGCGCGCGCGCGCGCGCGGGGGCGGGCUGACGUGUACGGCCACGCCACGCUGUGCGCCUCCGCGGCUCCACUACAGCGAAGCUAGUUCCGGGCGGAUCGCCGCGCUCCCCUGGCACACCGGCCCUCGCCAACCCCGGGGGGCGGGGCCCAGCUCCGCCAGACCGUCGCCUCGGCCGCCCGCGCGGUUUCCCGGGGGCGACCCCGCGGCGCCGACCGCGGCCGAAGGGGGCGGGGUUCCGCUCGCCCCGCCCCCGCGGAGGGAUACGGUCGCCGCGGACCAAAAGCCCGGGGCGAGGCGGCCGGGGCGUGUGAGCGGCUCUCUGCGCGCGUGCACGCGGUCCACGCGCGGCUCGGCCCGGGCCCCCUGCGCCGCGCGGACUGCCUCGCCCGAGCGGGUCUCGGCGCUCCCGCUUCGCGCCGCGGCCGCGUCCGUCUGAGGCUCGGGGCCCCGCGCGGCGCCGGGAGGCCGCCCUCUCGCGUCUGCGGCCGCGCGGGGAGCCGGGCCGGGUGAGCGGCGGCGGAGAGCCCGGGUGCCACGGGCCCGCGCGCCGCUGCCGCCCGCGAUGCUGCUCUCCAAGUUCGGCUCCCUGGCGCACCUGUGCGGGCCGGGCGGCGUGGACCACCUCCCGGUGAAGAUUCUGCAGCCAGUCAAGGCGGACAAGGAGAGCUUCGAGAAGCUGUACCAGGUGGGCGCCGUGCUGGGCAGCGGCGGCUUCGGCACCGUCUACGCGGGCAGUCGCCUCGCCGACGGGCUCCCGGUGGCCGUGAAGCACGUGGUGAAGGAGCGGGUGACCGAGUGGGGCAGCAUCGGCGGCGCGGCCGUGCCCCUCGAGGUGGUGCUGCUGCGCAAGGUGGGCGCGGCGGGCGGCGCGCGCGGCGUCAUCCGCCUGCUGGACUGGUUCGAGCGGCCCGACGGCUUCCUCCUGGUGCUCGAGCGGCCCGAGCCGGCGCAGGACCUCUUCGACUUCAUCACGGAGCGCGGCGCCCUGGACGAGCCGCUGGCGCGCCGCUUCUUCGCGCAGGUGCUGGCCGCCGUGCGCCACUGCCACAGCUGCGGGGUCGUGCACCGCGACAUCAAGGACGAGAACCUGCUGGUGGACCUGCGCUCGGGCGAGCUGAAGCUCAUCGACUUCGGCUCGGGCGCGCUGCUCAAGGACACGGUGUACACCGACUUCGACGGCACCCGGGUGUACAGCCCCCCGGAGUGGAUCCGCUACCACCGCUACCACGGGCGCUCGGCCACGGUGUGGUCUCUGGGCGUGCUGCUCUACGACAUGGUGUGCGGCGACAUCCCUUUCGAGCAGGAUGAGGAGAUCCUCCGCGGCCGCCUCUUCUUCCGGAGGAGGGUCUCCCCAGAGUGCCAGCAGCUCAUUCAGUGGUGUCUGUCCCUGCGCCCCUCGGAGCGGCCCUCGCUGGACCAGAUCUCCGCGCACCCCUGGAUGCUCGGGGCUGAGGGGGGCCCCGCCGAGAGCUGUGACCUGCGGCUCUGCGCGCUGGAUGUGGACGACGGGGCCAGCACCACGUCCAGCAGUGAGAGCUUGUGAGGAGGAGCCCGGGCCUGGCCGGUGGGAGCCGGAGGGACCAGCCCCGCCCGAGCCGGCUGCUGCUUGCGGAAGCAGUGACCUCUGGCGCCGGGCUCUCUGCUUUGCUUUGAGUGCCUUUCCGAACGCUGCUUUCACGGGACUUGGUCCUCUCAAGCUCUGUCUGUCCAAAGACGCCCCGGUCGACGUGAGGUCCGGCCUGGGCCGGGCAGGGGCGGGACCCUGAGACUGUUCCUCUCCUGCGCUGCUCUGGGCAGCUGCCGUGCUGGCCCUCCGCGCCUCCCCCGUCGGACCGUGUGGGACCAGGAGCACGUCCCGUGGCCUCAUCUCACCAGGGACGCGGGGUCCCUUGUGCCCACUUCCCGCGCCGCUUGCCUCCGGUGUUCCUCUGGGCACGUCUGUGCACAAACAAUGCAACGGCGGGGCCUCUGCUGUGUGCGCGGGCCCGCCCGAGGGUGUGUGCGCCUGCUCUCGUCUGCUUCUGGUCUGACCCCGAGGAGGGCUAUUUAUUGUCUAAUUUAUUUGUGGAGGUUCUCUCCUGCCAGCGCCCCCGGCACCUCUGGGCCCGGAGGUGGGGGCGUGGCUGUGUGUGGACCCCAGGUCCUGAUCCUACCUGUGUCUGUCGAAGAUGGACUUGUACAGCGGCUAAUUUAAGGGGUGAGGGGGACCCCGCCGCCUGUGGCUCUGCGCCUCGGGGGUGGGGGGAGUGGGGUAGGGGUGGGUUUUAAAUUAUUGACCUUGUACAGUCUGCUUGUUGGCUCUGGAGGUGGGGGUGGGGGGACAGAGUCUCAGGCCGUUAAUUUAUUGUAGCAGCUGUGUUUCUGGGUCCCGGUGUGCGUAGGCAUUGAGGAUGGGGUAUCUUUCAGUUCACAAGUGAGAUGUCCGGAGAUCAUAUUUUUUAUACAGUAUUUCAAUUAAAUUGUUUUGUAUAUAA